Homarus americanus (American lobster) is the source of this 1513-nucleotide messenger RNA. RefSeq lists its product as uncharacterized. Lineage: Eukaryota; Metazoa; Arthropoda; Malacostraca; Decapoda; Nephropidae. The record is from RefSeq and is a predicted model, not a curated record. The coding region runs from base 162 to 1082 and encodes 306 amino acids. The transcript has 4 exons.
UCUUGGCCAGUGGCUGAAACUCUCUUGCCUGAUUGGCUGAACACCCCAGGCCCAGAAGCUGCAGCAGGUGUUGAGUGACAAUCUGCCCGUGGUGUGCUUACCUAGUCCUAUACCCUGUACAUUGAUCCAACUUCCAACGUUCUAAGAAGAAACUUUGAGGGAUGAAAACAGAAAAUCCAGCUUCAGGUGGUGCCAUGUCAGAGUGUGGAGAAAUAGACACUUGGAAAGACUGCCUGGGUAAGGUAGAGACAAUUUUGCCUGACCAUCGAUGCCAAGACCACCUGCAUGAUAUUUCGUUCUGUCGGUCUGUCAAACCUAUGACCACCAGGACUUUAGACGACUUCGAGGAAUUGGUGUUCACCGUUGGGCGCGCAGAUGACGAGAUGCUGAGGCAAUUGUCGGGAGAGUUCAUGGCAAGGCAGUUCGUUAGUGACCACAGAUACUGCCCGGUGAAGUAUGACCGUGGUCGUAAAGACCAUACUUCUCGUAUCUACCUCCACUGCCAACGGGAACUGCCACCUCCCAAACUGAUCGUGGACGCAGGUAAGGAGAGUGCCAGUGUUUGUGGGGAUGGUUCUUCAGUAUUAACGUUUUUGGAGCUUUCCUGGGGCGGUGAAUGUCGUGGCCGCGUCGACAUACGACUGUUGGGCAACACAGUCAUGGGUCACCACUUCCGGAGACUUUGUACUGGGGAGGAAGGCAUCUCUUUCCGCAACACCUUCUUCCAUGGGGCUGAGAGGAAGAACAGACCGGGAGAAUCUAUCAGAUGGUGGAGCGGUAACCUCAGGGCCAUUAGCGUUAAACCUAUGAAGCAAAAUCCAACUACAGUGGCUCUGAAAUUGCCUGUCACAGAUGGGCUUGUGUCAGGAGAAGUAAGAAGCGAGACAUUCGGUUUCGUGUUUCGUAUCUACACUAAAGAUUCCCAUGGUAAGCUACAGGAGGAAACCGCCUUUGGUACAGUAGAACAUGGAUUAGAUAUUCUUCAAUAUGCUGUCAACUUGAAUGCCAAGGAUGUAAUCAUCUAUGAGUGUGGAAUAGUUCUGGAGGACAUUACGAUGACCGAAAGGCGACUGAAUAAUUAAUGUUUGUUAAGACUGUACCAGUGAAUUUUAUCGUAUUUCGUGUUUUAAUGUGACGACUUUAGGAAAGAAGGUGCAGAUCUGUAUUUUCUAAAAUGAAUUUAUAUUUAUACCCUAGAGAAUUUUACUACUGGAGUGUGUUAGGACGCCUGUGACACUGAUAGUUCUCUGGUGAUACCUGGGAAAAAAAAGUUUUUAAUAUUUAGGUUUGUAGAGAAAACUGGGUUCCUCCUCAGUUUAACACCUAUUGAACCCCAGCACAUGCUUGCUGGCGAAUCUAUCCUAGUAAUUUACCACUUGUUAUCUGCAUAAAUAAUGACGAAACGAAUUGUUUUGAAAGAUUUUUAACGUUUGGUUUUACGAAUACAGUACAAGGAUUUAGUAUUCCCAGUGUACAUUAUCGGAGUUUGGUGCUUUAUAAAACAAAACACAUG